CCCCCCCUCACCCUAGGGGAGCAGGGACAACAUGAGCGUGGUGCUGGUGAGCCUACCGGGCGCGCCCAAGGUGACCGAAGAGGCCCUGAAGAAGGAGGAGGACCUGGACAAAUACUUGGAGUCGCGGGUUGAGGAGCUGCUGGGACGCUUCGGGGACGAGGGGGUCCCCGACCUGGUGUCUGUACUGCGGAGCAUCGCCACGGAGACCGUGCCCAACCUCCCACCUGGUGGAGGCCUGGCCAGCAAACGGAGUGUAAUCGAGGCCAUGUACAACAGGCUGAACCCAUACAGGGAAGAGGAAGGGGUGUGGGGUAUCUAUAUGACUGCAAAACCUGUUAUUACUGAUAUCUGUACCUAG
This is a messenger RNA of Gadus macrocephalus (Pacific cod), 358 nucleotides long. Its product is annotated as protein phosphatase 1A-like. The transcript is spliced from 4 exons. NCBI's taxonomy places the organism in Eukaryota, Metazoa, Chordata, Actinopteri, Gadiformes, Gadidae. The coding region runs from base 32 to 358 and encodes 108 amino acids. Gene Ontology annotation, molecular function: manganese ion binding; phosphoprotein phosphatase activity; magnesium ion binding. The record is from RefSeq and is a predicted model, not a curated record.